Messenger RNA from Gekko japonicus, 1240 nucleotides. RefSeq names its product aurora kinase C-like. The record is from RefSeq and is a predicted model, not a curated record. Gene Ontology annotation, biological process: protein phosphorylation; mitotic spindle organization; regulation of cytokinesis. The transcript is spliced from 7 exons. Gene Ontology annotation, cellular component: spindle microtubule; spindle pole centrosome; chromosome passenger complex. Lineage: Eukaryota; Metazoa; Chordata; Lepidosauria; Squamata; Gekkonidae. Gene Ontology annotation, molecular function: protein kinase activity; ATP binding. The coding region runs from base 1 to 1131 and encodes 376 amino acids.
AUGUCGGAUGCCCUCCACAGCAAAGUCAGCAGUAAGCCCUCCGUCACCAAGCCGAAGGCGUAUGGCUCCGCAGUACAUCUGCCGAUAAAGAAACAGCUCAGCAGCUCCUCUGUUUCAGUCUGUGCAUCUCAAGGGGGAUCGUCUCCAAAGCACAAGAAGUUCCUGAACAAAGACAAAGGAGGAGGACUGGAGUCUAAGGUGCUGCACAUCUUGACAGCCAAGUUGGAGUUAGCCAAAUAUUACCAGGCUGGUAAAGAAAACUGUGCAUCGGCUGAGCUUUUACCACCUUCUUUGAUUGACAGGAGAAUGUGGGCCAUUUCGGACUUUGAAAUUGGCAAGCCGCUUGGCAAAGGGAGGUUCGGUGCGGUGUACUUGGCCCGGAACAAAAAGACUCACUUCAUCUUGGCUUUAAAAGUCAUAUUCAAGUCUGCCAUGGAGAAAGCGCAGCUGGAACACCAGCUCCGAAGAGAAAUAGAAAUCCUGUGUCACCUCAGGCAUCCAAAUAUCUUACGGAUGUAUAAUUACUUUCAUGACCGGACUCGGAUCUACCUCAUGCUGGAAUAUGCUCCCAGAGGGGAGCUGUACAAAGAAUUACAGAAAAAGAAAUACUUUGAUGACACCAGAACUGCAACUUAUAUGGAAGAAAUAUCUGAAGCUCUGAUGUACUGUCAUGCUAGGAAAGUAAUCCACAGAGACAUUAAGCCAGAAAACCUUCUGCUAGGCUUAAGAGGGGAGCUGAAGUUGGCGGACUUUGGCUGGUCAGUGCAUGCUCCAUCACUAAGAAGGACAACCUUGUGCGGCACCACAGACUACCUUGCUCCAGAAAUGAUAGAAGGGAGUCCCCACAAUGAAAACGUUGAUGUGUGGUGUGUUGGCGUGCUUUGUUACGAGUGUCUGACGGGAUAUGCUCCAUUUGAAGCAGCCACUCGGUUAGAGACAUUCAGGAAAAUAAGAGAGGUUAAUCUUACAUUUCCUUCUCGGGUGUCUGAUGGCGCCAGGGACCUCAUUACCAAAAUACUUCACCGCACACCUUCUCUGCGACUCCCUCUGAAAGCAGUCGUCGAACAUCCCUGGGUGAAGAGCAACUCAAGGAGAAUUCUGCCACCUGUGUACAGUAAGGGAGAAGAGUGAGUCUCUGCAACAUUCUGAAGACGGCAGAAUGCUCUGCACGCGCCCUCUCUCGCUCGCUCUCUUUUUAAAGACAGCUGGUUGCAGUGGUAGACCGCAGUCCCACUUCUGC